CCCUCCUAUCUACCAAAUCUCUCUCCCUUGUACUGGCAGAUUCUCUCUCUCUCUCUCUCUCUCUCUCUCUCUCUGAAUCAGAAAACAACAAAAAAUGCUCACUUUGAAUCUCACCACCACCCCUUUCUCCCCUGCCACUUCCUCCAACUCCAAAUCCAACCACCAAUCCCCCACAAUCCCCUCUUCCCUCCUCAAUCCAAUCCGUCUCCGCCACGCAAUCCAACACCGAAAACCAUUUCCAAAACUCUCCACCACCACCACCGCCACCAUCAAUGGCUUCUCCCCCAUUUUCCGGACCCCCCAACACCACUCCCGCCUCCUCCUCACCGCUUUCUCCAAAAACCCAUCUGCGUCCUCUGCCGAAGGCGAAGAAUCCCAAUCUCAAUCCAACGACAGCACCAAAAAGAGACGCCAGCUGGCCGUCGUUUUCGGCCUCUGGUACUUCCAGAACAUCGUCUUCAACAUCUACAACAAAAAGGCUCUUAACGUCUUCCCUUUCCCGUGGCUCCUCGCCUCCUUCCAGCUCUUCGUGGGCUCCAUCUGGAUGUUGCUCCUCUGGUCCUUGAAGCUCCAACCCCGCCCCAAAAUCUCCAAACCUUUCAUUUUAGCCCUCCUCGGACCCGCAUUGUUCCACACCAUUGGCCACAUCUCCGCCUGCGUUUCCUUCUCCAAAGUCGCCGUCUCCUUCACUCACGUUAUCAAAUCUUCCGAGCCCGUUUUCUCCGUCGUCUUUUCUUCGUUUCUCGGCGACAAAUAUCCCCUCAGUGUCUGGCUCUCCAUCCUCCCCAUUGUCCUCGGUUGUUCUUUGGCCGCCGUCACCGAAGUUUCCUUCAACUUGCAAGGCUUGUGGGGCGCUUUGAUAAGCAAUGUUGGGUUUGUUUUGAGAAACAUUUACUCCAAGAAAAGUCUUCAGAGCUUUAAGGAAGUAAAUGGGCUGAAUUUAUAUGGUUGGAUAAGUAUAAUCUCGCUGAUUUAUUUGUUCCCCGUUGCGGUUUUCGUUGAAGGGUCGCAAUGGAUUCAAGGAUAUCAUAAUGCGGUACAAGCUGUGGGGAAACCAACUACUUUUUACAUUUGGGUUUUGUUGUCUGGUGUUUUUUAUCAUCUCUACAACCAGUCGUCUUACCAAGCGCUUGAUGAGAUUAGUCCUUUGACGUUCUCGGUUGGGAACACUAUGAAGAGAGUGGUGGUUAUUGUGUCCACUAUUUUGGUGUUCAGAAACCCGGUUAGGCCGCUCAAUGCGCUCGGAUCAGCCAUUGCGAUACUCGGGACUUUCUUGUACUCGCAGGCGAAUUCGGCUUCGAAGAAGAAGAAGGAGGGAGGUGAAAUUGAAGAGGAGAAGAAGAGCUAAAAAG
Messenger RNA from Morus notabilis, 1352 nucleotides. RefSeq names its product xylulose 5-phosphate/phosphate translocator, chloroplastic. Gene Ontology annotation, molecular function: phosphoglycerate transmembrane transporter activity; antiporter activity; triose-phosphate transmembrane transporter activity. Gene Ontology annotation, cellular component: membrane; Golgi apparatus. Gene Ontology annotation, biological process: transmembrane transport. The record is from RefSeq and is a predicted model, not a curated record. The transcript has a single exon. The coding region runs from base 95 to 1348 and encodes 417 amino acids. Lineage: Eukaryota; Viridiplantae; Streptophyta; Magnoliopsida; Rosales; Moraceae.